GUCUCAGAAUGCUGCAGGGUCCCAGGUGUUUUGAGUUUUCUACAAAGAACUGCCACCCGAAAGGCGUGCCUCAGAGGAAGCGUGACAAUACAAAUGGUCAGUUGCCCACCUUUGGGAAGAUAACCUGGGCCUCUCCCUACAUACCAGCAGGAGCCGCACCGCACCUCCAACCCCGCACAGCUGCACACCCAGGUUUUGGGCCCUUCCGGCAGCACCUGGUGAAUGCCAGCUGGGAAGCGGUGAAGGAGCUCAGCAAGCUGGGCCUGGGCGGUGACUUGGGAGUGGAGCUGCGGACUCUUGAGCUGCCCGUGGACUACAGGGAGGUCAGGAAGAGGGUCACUGGGAUCUGGGAAGACCUACAGCCGCAACUCGCUGUGCACGUGGGCAUGGAUGCCUCCGCCAAGGUGAUCAUUCUGGAACAGUGCGGCAAGAAUCGCGGCUACUGGGAUGCAGACGUGCGGGGCUUCCGACCGGAGGGUGGCGUGUGCCUCCCAGGUGGCCCGGAGGUGAUGGAAUCUGUGGUCAGCAUGAAGGCGGCCUGCAAACACUUCGCCCUGUAGGGUGUCGACAUGGCCUUUUCCCGAGAUGCGGGCAGGUACAUCUGCGACUACGCCUACUAUCUGUCCCUGUAUCUGGGAAACCGGUGCGCGGUGCUCGUCCACGUGCCUCCCUUGUCGCGCUGUCUCUCUGCGCGCCUGCUGGGAGAAGCCUUACAGGUUAUUGCCCGGGCCCUGUUGGAGCAGAGCUCCACAGCCUGUGCCCAGAGCCUGGCUGGCAGAACACCCGACCACGUGGAUUCUGACCAUGGAGAAUGGCCGGGUGAGUCGUCUUCAGACAAAAUGCAGCCCCUCAGCCCUCGGGGGAGUUCACCCGUGGUUUGCUAG
Molecule: messenger RNA, 884 nt
Organism: Ochotona princeps (American pika)
Lineage: Eukaryota; Metazoa; Chordata; Mammalia; Lagomorpha; Ochotonidae
Gene: PGPEP1L
Product: pyroglutamyl-peptidase I like
Exons: 5
Biological process (GO): proteolysis
Cellular component (GO): cytosol
Molecular function (GO): pyroglutamyl-peptidase activity
Source: RefSeq, a predicted model, not a curated record